CUCCGGAGGGUGGGCAGGAGCCGCGGGAGCGCUGUGUGGCUCGCAGGCUCGAGCGGUUCCUCCCCUGUCGUUGGUAGCGCCCCGUGCGGGAGGCGGCGGUGAGCGGCGCAGCGGCGCGGCGGGCUCGGGGCGCGGGCGCCUCAGCGCAGGGCCAUGAGGCACCUGCCGUACUUCUGCCGCGGGGAGGUGGUGAAGGGCUUCGGCAGGGGCUCCAAGGAGCUGGGCAUCCCCACCGCUAACUUUUCUGAGCAAGUAGUUGAAAGCUUUCCAUCUGAUAUCCCUACUGGUAUAUACUAUGGAUGGGCCUGUGUUGGAAAUGGAGAUGUGCAUAAAAUGGUUUUGAGCAUAGGAUGGAAUCCCUUCUAUAAGAAUAUUAAGAAAUCAGUGGAAACACACAUUAUCCACACCUUCAAAGAAGACUUUUAUGGAGAAAUUCUUAGUAUAGUCAUAACUGGAUACAUUCGACCGGAAAAAAAUUUUGAUUCCUUAGAUGCACUCAUUUCAGCAAUUCAGGAAGACAUUGAAGAAGCAAAAAGACAGCUAGAUCUACCAGAACAUCUUAAACUCAAAGAAGAUAACUUUUUUCAUCUGCCAGAAGGCAAAAUAGUAAACAAUCGCUGAGAAAAACCAUACAGCCUUUUUUUUUUUAAUUUCCUUUCUUUCUUUUUUCUUAAUUUAUCCCCUGUCAUGGAGCUUUUGUAUUUGCACUACCCUCAUAGAUACUUUGGUAUCAUAUGUCUGUUAGGUGACUGAGAUCAGAACCAACCAUACAAGAUGACUUCAGUUUUAUUUGGUUAAUUUUACCAGGUCUUUGGAGAUCUGAGCACGUUUAGAACAUGACCAAAGUAAUUGUAAGCAUGAGGUGUGAUUAGCUCGUUUAAUGAAGAAUGUCUGUUCUUAACAUAAUGUUCUUGUCCCAUUUUCUAUGUCAUUCUCAGAUCUGAGUUUUAGCUUAGAAAAUGUUGUUAUUGAUUGACUCAGAAAAUUCCUAUGGUUAGAUAUGAUUAGAUAACAAUAGCAAGAUUAAUUCCCUAUAGUUAUUGGUUUUUUUAUAUGAUACACAGCUGUUAUGGUUGAAGCUGUUACUUUAAUUGAAAUUAUUUAUUUUAAGUGUAUUUGAAAUGGAAGAAAUCACUGUUGCUCAUUGUGUUCCUAGAAUCUGAUCUAUAUUUCUUCACACUUGACUGAACAUAUGACAACUCAUGAUUGUGUGGUUUAAUUCUUAAAAGGUGUUUCACUUAAUUUCAAAAAAUGAGUAAAAGUGUGAAAGGUGAUAAUGAGUAUAAGUGUGAAAGAUUCAGGCGUAAAAGAUGCAGAAACAAUAUGACAAGACUGCUGCUUUUUGCGCCUUAAAGGAAAAUAGGUAGUGAGACACAAAUUUGCAUUUUAUGUGCUGCUGGUAUUUUUCAUAGGAAAAUCUUGAGGUUAUUCACUGCACUGUCAAUAAAGUGUCUGACUUCAAGGUUGGCAUUAUUGUAAGGCACAGAAGAAUCUCAUCAACACUCUGCACUAAGUGCAGGUAAGAGCUAAGGUUUUGGCAGACCAAGUAGAUAGAUACACCAAUGAAAACCUUUGGGGAUUUAUUACAUAAUGUAUCAACAUUAUUAAGAAUAUUGGUUAUUUUUUAUAAGUAGUUGCAGGAAGUCCUACUCUGAAAUGUGGGGAUACAAGUGAGGGUUGCACUACAUGAUCUCUGAAGGUCCCUUACAACCCUAACUAUUCUGUGAUAGAAAAGUGGAAGGAGUACGGUGAGAGUUGACGGUAAUUUGAAAAAUACUUUGAAAAAAGUAUGUAGUGUGCAAUUCAAUACCUAGUCUUCUUUUCCUCUGAAUUUUUCUAUCCCUUGGGGAAUGGAAGCAGGUUAGCUACAGUGGCUGUCACAAUCAUAACUUUUUGACACAUCAUGUGAUGUGUCUGGGACAUAUUCUGAAAUUCAAAGUACUUCUUUACAUAUGUCUCAGCUGUGAUUCUCUGUUUGAACUAUGAUGUUCAAUAUGGAACGCACAAUUUCUGUAGUGAAAUUUUAUGAAUUUACUCUUUGUCCUAUUCUAAUCCCGCUUUUCACUCUAGAAUUUAAAGCAGUUUUAGCAAGGCAGCUGUUUCGGUCUUUGUGGCAGGUGCUGUCAAGAUGAUAGUUUCAUUUCAUAUUGCUUCUAAUUCUAGUCAGUAUCAUGGGCUAUUAUUAGGGAAGAUGCCUUGAGGAAAUCAAGGGUUCAAGUUUGCUCUUUAGGACUUCAGGAGAAAACUUGAUUUUGCUUAAAUGCAUUGUUCACCAGUGGUGUUGAUAACAGAGGCAGAUACAAUACAUUUGGGAGAGAGGAACAUGGGACAAUAUACUUUCUUUUAAAGGAGAAGAGAAAUAAUUUAGUGGGUUUUUUACUGUAUAACGUGUUGGAAACUGUAUUUCUAAAACGUCUGUAAAAGAAUUGUCUUGCAAGAUUGAUGAUUGGAAUUUUUAAAAGGAGAGAUAAAAGGGGAUUUUUUUUUGCUAAGCGUUUAUGCAUUCUUCAGAUUGUAGUAAAAUUAAAAUCCUAUAUUUUACUACUCCUUGUAGAGAAUAAACAGAAGCCACACUGGUCAACAGAGAAUGUUGUCAACAUUAGACUGUUGUUCAUCAUGGUACUGUAGCUAAACACUCAUAGCUGCCUUUAAAAUUGAUUUUUGCUUAUAAUGUCUUGAGUCUGUUGUAGAAACUACGGUGCCUUAGGCUGGUUGUGAAUAAUACUUUUCUGUAUCUGCUAGUAAAUGCCACUAUAAAAAAUUCAACUCACCAUUUGAUUGUAGAACUGCUGUGCUAUGGAUAAAGAACAGUAGCAAAGGGAAAACUUGAAAGACUUAGCUUGCUCUCAAAUCCUAGCUGAGGUAUGAUAUAUCGAUACACUGAACUAAGAAACUGCUCUUCAUGUGUUUGUCUUCAAAGAGAGUGUGUUAGCACAUCCAUUUGGCUGAGUGUACCUGACCAUAUUAUUUAAGAGAAAAUGUUAUACAUCACUCUUUAAGCUCAAUACAUAGUUCCUAGUAUAAACUUUAUUUUUGUAUUGUGUACAAGUAGCUGUAUUUUGGUUGAUGUUGUUGCACUGUACUCUUACUAAAGGAACUGUAAUUGACAAAAUUA
Molecule: messenger RNA, 3115 nt
Organism: Motacilla alba alba
Lineage: Eukaryota; Metazoa; Chordata; Aves; Passeriformes; Motacillidae
Gene: RFK
Product: riboflavin kinase
Exons: 4
Coding region: 154-621 (155 amino acids)
Biological process (GO): riboflavin biosynthetic process; FMN biosynthetic process
Cellular component (GO): mitochondrion
Molecular function (GO): riboflavin kinase activity
Source: RefSeq, a predicted model, not a curated record